GUGCCCGGCCCCUCGGGCUUGGGCGGCACCGGGGGCCUAGCGGGACUCACCUUCCCCUGGAUGGACAGCGGCCGCCGCUACGCCAAGGACCGGCUCACGGCCGCGCUCUCCCCCUUCUCCGGGACGCGCCGCAUCGGCCACCCUUACCAAAACCGGACCCCCCCGAAGCGGAAGAAGCCGCGCACGUCCUUCUCGCGCUCGCAGGUGCUGGAGCUGGAGCGGCGCUUCCUGCGCCAGAAAUACCUGGCCUCGGCCGAGAGGGCGGCGCUGGCCAAGGCCCUGCGCAUGACCGACGCUCAGGUCAAGACGUGGUUCCAGAACCGGCGCACCAAGUGGCGGUGA
This is a messenger RNA of Miniopterus natalensis, 342 nucleotides long. The record is from RefSeq and is a predicted model, not a curated record. NCBI's taxonomy places the organism in Eukaryota, Metazoa, Chordata, Mammalia, Chiroptera, Miniopteridae.